Molecule: messenger RNA, 2877 nt
Organism: Salvelinus fontinalis (brook trout)
Lineage: Eukaryota; Metazoa; Chordata; Actinopteri; Salmoniformes; Salmonidae
Product: acetylcholine receptor subunit alpha-like
Exons: 2
Coding region: 1121-1513 (130 amino acids)
Biological process (GO): monoatomic ion transport
Cellular component (GO): membrane
Source: RefSeq, a predicted model, not a curated record
UCAGUCAGUCAAUCAAUAAAUCAAUCAGUCAGUCAGUCAGUCAGUCAGUGAGUCAGUCAGUCAGUCAGUCAGUCAGUCAAUCAAUCAAGUAGGUAGACUAGGUCCAAUGGACAAAGUAAAAAGCACAUCUCAUUCCUAAUUUAGCGAUGUCAGUACAACAUCUAGUGGUGUCCUAGUUUUCAGACCCCUUGGUGUGAUGAUGGCUGUGACGUUGGAUUGUCAGGCUUCCCCCCAAAUUCUCUGUGUAUUCCGUUGGGCUUUUGGGGUUUUCUCUUGGCUGCACUGCCACCUGGUGGUACUAAUGCAGUAUGUCAUGUAUUUUGUCAGGUGUUAGUGACAUUCCGCUUUAGGCCAUUUAGAAACAGUGGUUCCCAACCUUUUUGGGUUACUGUUCCACCAACGGAAUUCUGCUCUGCCCGGAGUACCCCUGAAGUACCCCCUCAUGUGCAUUUUACCAAUAAGCCUGUGGUUUCAUGAGUCUUCUGAGGUACCAUAUGUGGAAAGGCCAAGUACCCCCAGGGGUCCUAGUACCCCUGGUUGGGAACCACUGAUUUAGAACCCCUCAGCUCUCAGCAGCCUCUCUAGCGGGGAUCUGCUUUGAGAGACAGGAAGUAGUUAAGAGCAGUCUGUCUGUCUGUCCUAUUGCUGACUUUAGCUGAGUCAUUUGAGUAAUGGCAUGUCGGGUUGGUCAGUUUAUUCAUAUUCAUGGUUUUAUGGUUGAUGUCCGUGAUCUUGAUUAUCAUGAAAAAUAUGUUAGUCUCCCAACACAGUAUUAUGUGCUUUACAUUACUUUGUGUUACUCAUUACAAUGUAUUUAUAGUAAUUGAUGUACUGUAUAUAACUUUGUGUUACUCAUUACAAUGUAUUUACAGUAAUUGAUGUACUGUAUAUAACUUUGUGUUACUCAUUACAAUGUAUUUACAGUAAUUGAUGUACUGUACAGUACUUUGUGUUACUCAUUACAAUGUAUUUACAGUAAUUGAUUUACUGUACAGUACUUUGUGUUACUCAUUACAAUGUAUUUACAGUAAUUUAUGUACUGUACACUACUUUGUGUUUUUCGUUACAAUGUUUUUACAGUAAUUGAUUUACUUUACAUGACUUCUUGUUACUCAUUACAAUGUAUUUUCCUGUAUUUCAGAUUUUCAUCGACACAAUCCCCAAUUUCAUGUUCUUCUCGACUAUGAACCGUCCAUCCAGGGACAGGCAGGAGAAGAGGAUCCACCCGACUGACUUUGACAUCUCCGACAUCUCGGGCAAGCCUGCCCCUGCCUCUGUCACCUUCCAGUCCCCCAUCACCAAGAACCCGGACGUCCGCAGCGCCGUCGAGGGGGUCAAGUACAUCGCAGAGACCAUGAAGUCUGACGAAGAGUCCAACAAUGCUGCUGAGGAGUGGAAGUUUGUAGCCAUGGUCCUGGAUCACAUCUUGCUGUGUGUGUUCAUGGCUGUGUGUAUCAUCGGCACCAUGGGAGUGUUUGCUGGACGUCUCAUUGAGCUGAGCAUGCAGGACUAAAGGAGAGACCUAGCUGGAGUCAACCUGGUCUGGCCACACUCUGGUUCUCCUGCUCGCUCUGACACCUGUCUGCUGUGCCUCUACCCCGAGUCAUCUGGUCUGUCCACACUCUGGUUCUCCUGCUCGCUCUGACACCUGUCUGCUGUGCCUCUACCCCGAGUCAUCUGGUCUGUCCACACUCUGGUUCCCCUGCUCGCUCUGACACCUGUCUGCUGUGACUCUACCCCGAGUCAUCUGGUCUGUCCACACUCUGGUUCUCCUGCUCGCUCUGACACCUGUCUGCUGUGACUCUACCCCGAGUCAACCUGGUCUGUCCACACUCUGGUUCUCCUGCUCGCUCUGACACCUGUCUGCUGUGCCUCUACCCCGAGUCAACCUGGUCUGUCCACACUCUGGUUCUCCUGCUCGCUCUGACACCUGUCUGCUGUGCCUCUACCCCGAGUCAUCUGGUCUGUCCACACUCUGGUUCUCCUGCUCGCUCUGACACCUGUCUGCUGUGACUCUACCCCGAGUCAUCUGGUCUGGCCACACUCUGGUUCUCCUGCUCGCUCUAACACCUGUCUGCUGUGCCUCUACCCCGAGUCAUCUGGAAAUGACAAUCAAUCGAUUGAUUGAGCGUUCCAUCGUUCCUCAUGUGGAACGAAGGAUGCAUAGUAUAUUGGUUUAACAAACUCUGCAUAACGGCUCUGAUUGUGAGCACUCUGGUACUCUUAUGGCACUGUGGAUGAGGGAGGUCACAUUAUGGCACUGUGGAUGAGGGAGAUCACAUUAUGGCACUGUGGAUGAGGGAGGUCACAUUAUGGCACUGUGGAUGAGGGAGAUCACAUUAUGGUACUGUGGAUGAGGGAGGACACAUUAUGGUACUGUGGAUGAGGGAGAUCACAUUAUGGUACUAUGGAUGAGGGAGAUCACAUUAUGGCACUGUGGAUGAGGGAGAUCACAUUAUGGUACUAUGGAUGAGGGAGAUCACGUUAUGGUACUGUGGAUGAGGGAGGUCACAUUAUGGUACUAUGGAUGAGGGAGAUCACAUUAUGGUACUAUGGAUGAGGGAGAUCACAUUAUGGCACUGCGGAUGAGGGAGGUUACAUUAUGGUACUAUGGAUGAGGGAGGCCACAAGCAGCUGGUAGUGCAUCUUGGCCUUGUAGCAUGAUCUUUAUUGACGAUCAGAAAUUCAGUUUGAAUGAGUUUCUCAACAUUGAUUUAGAAGUGGUCCAGUCUUGUGGAUGGGCUGUUGCUUAUUCAAUAAAGAUAACAGUGCAGGGGCUGCUGGGAAACUACACGAGGUUUUAUCUUGUCCGAUGUUAGGGUUUUUUCUCCUCCUUCUGCCAAAUGUCAUCAUGGUUGUAUUUUUAGAUUUGGUUAG